Molecule: messenger RNA, 2360 nt
Organism: Danio aesculapii
Lineage: Eukaryota; Metazoa; Chordata; Actinopteri; Cypriniformes; Danionidae
Gene: hrob
Product: homologous recombination factor with OB-fold
Exons: 10
Coding region: 325-2151 (608 amino acids)
Biological process (GO): recombinational repair
Source: RefSeq, a predicted model, not a curated record
GCAUUAUUUUAGGCGCCGAUAUUUUAGGAUAAACGGACACUUCUUACCUUCUCGAGUAGUUUGUUGUACGCCAGGACACAUCCAGCAGAUGGAGCCACUUCCCCGGUGUUUUACGUGACAACAAAACACGUCGCUCGCCUACGUCACUCACGUCGUACGUGUUUGAACGUGGCGGCGCGAAGAAAACGAGAUUUAUACUCUACAUUCGGUAUAUUUCUCUUUCUACACAUCUAACAAGAUCAACACCUUCAACAGGCAGUUGUUUAAGUUAGAAACUUUCUUCUGUCGUGAUACAGAUGUGCUCGUAUUAUUAACAGAGCAGGCAUGACAGCCACGGCUUGUAGUAAAUGGAAGGGGUUGUUCAGCGUUGGAGAGUUUGAAGAUGAGGAUUUGCUUGAAGCAGAUUGGAUGUGUCCACCAAAACCCACAUCUUCUACCACUCCUUCUGGAACUCCACCAUCUGCAUCCUCGCAUGUAACAGCUGAAAAAUCCAAUCAUGCUCAGCAGAGUUGUGUUGGCAUGUCAUCAGAUUCUAGUUCUGUGGCGACUCUUCGUAUCCCAACAUAUGGCACUAUCAGUCUCCUACCAAACCUCACUUGCCAUCAGCCGCUCUCUUCCUCAGUUUCUUCCCUCCGAGCGCCUGCGUCGUCCCUGCAACAUUCCUUCAACCCAUUAAACCUCCCACCCCCAGCACCCCUCAGUGUCCCGCAGAGAGACCUCCCUCCUCAGGAUGACUUUGACGACUGGGAUGUGGAUUUGGAAGAACUGGACAGCAUUCCUCAGAUGAUUUCUGAGCCACCAAAUAAUCAAACCUCACAACUGCGCUGCAUUUCGCCUGCUAAACGAAUGAGACCGGCAGCAUCGGGGAUGUUCUCUUGUGGCACAUUUGCUGCAACCUGCUCAUCGCCAAUUUCACAGCCUUUAGUCAACACCUCAUUUGCAUCCACCGUUCAUGUCCCCAUGCAUCCAUCCACCCCCAUUCAGAAUCAAAAUCACAUGCACCGCAUCACACAAAUCUCACGGUUUCCCAGACCCAUGACUCCCAGGCCUCCAGGAGUGUCAGCUGUGUGCCAGAGGAGCAUUUCGACCCCGAGGACCCCACUUCAGCCCAAAGGAUCUCUUUUUCACUCUGUGUCCUCCACUGCUGAUUCCUCUUCCACAUUUACACCUCGUCCUCUCAACACACCUGUCCUGACCAAUCACCUGGUCCAGCUGGUGUCUGCAGCUAAUAAGACACCCCAGAGACCACAGAGCCGCAUGAUGCCAGCCAAAGCUCGCCGUUUCCCCGGGCCAGCAGGAGCAUUGCCACAGCAGGUCAGUGGGCAGAGUCUUGAUGACAUUGUUGUGUCAGUUCCUCAAACACCUGCACAUGGAGCUGUUGCACGUCUAAGAAGUGAGCAGGUCUCCAGCUCUCAGGUGAGUGAGGAAGAGGAGUUCAGCAGGGGGCCGUGGGCAGUGAUGAAGGCUGAGAUGGGAUUGGAUGAGAAGAACCCUUCAUGCUUCCUGCACUCUUACAGUGUUGUCAUGGUUCUUCGCAAGGCUGCUCUCAGACAGCUAGCUAAGAAUAAGGUCCCCAAUAUGGCUGUGGUCUUGAAGAGCAUCACGCACACACAUGCAGAUGCAAAAGCUGUCUUCAGGGAUCCCACAGGUGAGAUGCAGGGCACAGUUCAUCGUCAACUGGUGGAAGAAAGACAGGGAGAGCUCAAAACAGGAGCUGUGUUACUACUCAAACAAGUGGGUGUUUUCUCACCAUCACACCGAAAUCACUACCUGAAUGUUACACCCAACAAUCUUCUCCGCAUAUACCCACCUGAUGGGAUCUUUCAUAACACCCAGCCAUCCAACCUUCUGCCGUCCUUUCCUAUUGCGGUGCACACACACCCGCAGGAGCUUGCAUUGCGCUGCGAAUCCUCCAGGCCUGCGGGGGGUCCUGUUUCUCAGAUGGAGCUCCACUUUGAUGAAGAAGACGACGGUGAAAAUGCAGUUGAGGAAAGUCGUACGGCUGAUGGUUUAGACAUCUCAGCUGUCUCUAAUGAGCCCUGUCAAGCAUCUGAAGUGUUGGAAACCGCAGAGGACACAGCGUGGGACGCAGAUGACCUUGAUGAGCUGCUCGGGGAGUUACCUGUGGAGUCAUAUGAUGGAUUGCACUAAUCACACAGUCACUUUAAACACUAAGUAUACUUGUAGAGCUCAUAUUAGUACAUGCAUCAACUGUAUUCACCGUUUAAAAAACAUCACCCACUAACCAAAGACUUCACUACAUUUAUUCAAGCUUUAUGUGAACGGUUGUAAAUAUGUACAAAAAAAUUAUUUGUCACAGGCAUACAUUGAAUUAAUAAAUUACUGACGAGACCUGGAAA